AUGGGUUUCGCAUCCGACUGGCUGGAGGCGGCGUUCGGACGCUGGACGCAACGCAGCGCGGCGGCACGAGGCGCCACACGGCGCCUGCUCUGUGUUCACGGUUUCGGCGCCUUUGUCCGCGCACUUGCCCAUGCGCCCGACCUUAUUGCCGCCAAGUGUGCGCUGCUGGCACUUGCGACAGUUAUAGUCCACGUAUUCAUACUGCUACGGCCACAACAUAUUCGAUGGGCUCAAGUCUGCACGGUACUUCUGCUAGUUGUCGACUGUGUUGCGUGCAAACCUGGCCACGACGCAUUGUUCCCGGGAAUUCUAGCUAUAUUCGCUAUCUACACACUACUCACACUACCAUUUUACGUGGUUCUUGGUGGGACCGUCAUAUUGUCGGUGAUACAAACAUGCAAUUUUGUGCUAUUUGUAACGCCGCUCAGGACAAAUGAGCUUCUCGCGACCGCUGUUGUACACGUGUGGUGUCAUUUCCUCGGCCUCUAUCUCCAUUUAUCCGUCGAUCGCCUCACUCGGUCUGCCUUCUUAAGCGGUCGAAAUGCAGUGGAAGCUGAAAAUGCGGCUGAGCACCAAAGCAAUAGGCUGACUCGACUGCUGUCUGCAUUUCUGCCUCAACACCUCAUUUCGGCGGCCCGUCUUCAAAUCGCCACCAGCAAUCCGCACAUCUACGCUGAGCACUACCCUCAGGUUACCGUGGCGUACGGACGUUUGAUUGGCUUUGAAGCAGUUCUUUCGCAGUGCUCUUCACUUGAUGCGGCGAGGGUUCUCAAGGAGAUUGAGCAACGGAUCGAUCGUCUGUGCGACUUGAACGGGUGCACUAAGGUGGCUUCAGAAGGGAUUACUGUACUUUCUUCUAUUCCGAGUCACGAUCCGUAUCAUGCCCUGAAUGUGGUUAGGUUUGCCUUGCAGCUGGAGGCUCUGAUUAGCUCGUUUCGUGACGCGACAACGGCCGAUGUGGCGGUCUGUGUGGGAAUCGACAGCGGCUCGGUGUCGGCGGGUGUCGUCGGUGCUGCCAAGUGGCACUACGAUGUGAUUGGCGUAACCGUGGACAACGCUAUUCUGCUGCAGAGUAACGCACCGGCGCACGGCGUCUUCUUGACGGAAGAGACUCGCCAUUUGGUAGAGAAUCAUUUCACUCUCGAACACAUCGGCGAAAUAUGGCGCGUGUCUGGCGCCUCUCCCGGACCGGAGCUUUUUCCAGUCAACAAAAGGUUCUCCAUGGUUACCGUACCGCAGGGCAUCAAUCGACUUUUGCAAACUUUGUCUACUAUCGAUCCACAAAUAAAAACUAUUGGAGCUACAAAAAAGAGGAAGGGAAAACUUCACGACGACGACCGAAAGAAAGAUGUGGCAUCUGGCAAAGGCAGUUUCAUGAACUCGUUAUCGCUACAGUUCAAAAAUAGUCGUCUUGAGACGGAGUUCCACAAGGAAAUGGAUCAUUGGUUCAUACCUGCGCUGGCGAUCAGCAUCUUCUUUCUAGUCGUAUACGGUAUUUACCACAUGUUGGUAAUGCCGAGACUCAUCACCAGUCUGGCCCUCAUUGUUGUCGCUCUUACGCUUAUGUUUUUCAUUCUUCUGAUGCUGUACAUCAACUAUUUCCAUAGUUUUUCUCAAUUCAUCACGCGCACUUCCCACGGUCAUUCCCUUACAAUUUUGCUCAUUAUGGCAAUUCUUUUUCUAUGCGGAAUAGUGAACACGUUCUCGUGCCCUCAACCAGAACAGGCUGAUGUGUGUCAAACGAUACAUUUUUCGGCGUUCUCAUUCGCCAUGUGGAUACUGACAACUGCAGUUUUCAUUCGAUUCUCCUCCCUGUACCUACUCGGAGUGCUCAUGUUCGCCGUAUUCAUUUACACAAUCCAGAUCUUCCUCACACAUCCUCCCAUUGGACCACAAGAAUUCACUGUUGAGUUUGACCUAUGGGUAGGUCUGUCUUCGCUGGCCACACUUGUGUUUUUGCACUCAAGAAGGUGCGAGAAACUCAUGCGACUCGAUUUUCUGUCUGUGGUCAAGGGAGUGGAGGAGUCGUCGUCAAAAGAUCGUUUUUUGCUCCUAAACAGUCAAGUGCUGCUAAAUCUCGUACCGCCCCAUGUAGCUCCAUGGGUGGUUGCGAAAACUGGCGAACAAUGGCAUCAUGCACAUCACUCAGUCGGUGUCGCUUAUCUGACGAUUUCUGGCUUUAACCUCUCCGGUGAACAGGGACUGAACGGGCUGAACUACGUGUUCACUUCGUUUGACCAGCAACUUACAAACUUCCGUGGAAUUGAGAAAGUGAAGAGCGCUAAUCGAUUCUACAUUGUCGCUGUUGGUCUUCUUCCGGAUGCUGCACAAAAUGUGAACGAAACUCCUUGGACAAUUGGUGAACUUCUGCACACACUGGCACAAUUCUUGCUGCAGGCAACUCAGUUUGCAUCAGAAAAGGACUUCCAGGUGCAGAUCGGUAUGGAUUGCGGCAGCGCCCUGUCACUAGUUGCUGAUAGUGACCAACCCCGUUACGAGCUGUGGGGUGAAACCGUCGAACGUGCUCGUAUUUUGAUGCAGAGUGCCAGUCAUGGGAAAACUUACGUCUCCGAGGAGAUAUUCCUGGCUCUCAGGCCACGAAAUCUUCACUUCAGCACAAAGCCGAUAAAGGUCAUUCCGAACUUGAACGCCUACAUCCUCUACAGUAUGGAGGACAACACCCUGAAUGGGACCUUGCCACGUGAGGAAGAGGAGCGCCGCCACACUCAGGGGAUGUUUGAAGCAGCACAAAAUGUCGACUCACAAAUGACAUCCUCUAUGGCAUCUUCAUUCUCGUCAGAGCUCCAAUCGAUCGAGGGUGGAGGUGAAACAGACAGUGACAUAGAAUGGAUAACUCCGGAGACGGCGUUGAUGCGCCAGACAACCUCAUCAUCCUACCAGGCUCGAGAACCUGUCAUACCGUUCCGGAGCAACUACCGCAUGUCUGACUAUAACCCCUACAGAGAGCCGUAUCGUGUGCAAGACGUUCUUCCUCACCGGUUUUCCGACAGCUAUAAGGGCGAUCACGUCAGUCAGUACUCAGAUUGGUCCGAGCAGGAGAGCAGAGCGCCAAGCCGAAACAGCCAACGAGCACGGCGACGGUGGCGCGGAGGUUCGAAGUCAUCAUUGCGCCAUCCAUUUGCUUGGUUGAAAAGGGGUAAUUCCACAGACUACGACGACUCGUUAGCAGAUCCUGCAGAUCGACUAGAAGCCGCAGCGAACAGAGUCGACCGCAUGCUGCAGGAACUCAACGCCUACGGAGAAUUCGCUGAUAUCAAGCCUUUAGAAUAUCGCCCAUUCCCUACUGCAUAUGGGUCGAUGAAGUCCGUGCAUCGCGCCAUGUCCUCUGCGUGUCACACCGAGUACGACAACGCGGAAUCAGAGGCUGCCCUUUCCGACGCGGAAACGAACGCGAACGGAAAAUCAUCACGAUCCAACGAGAAACGGCGGAAGAGGCGAUGGCGAUCGCGGAAACCUGAAGACGCUGAUAUGGAGUCUCAAUGUAGUAGUGCAGCCAGUAGUGUGGAUCUCGACCCAUUACGCUGGAAGUCUGUUCAUUCAAUUGGCUACGAGAACGAGUACGAAAUGCAAUCUGACAAUGAGGGACUGGCCAUUGAGGAAAUGAAGGCGUUGUCACGCGACAUCCGGAAGAACUUCGGCGACUUCAAGCUAGCCACGUUCGAUGACAUUGAUCAGGACUGA
Necator americanus (New World hookworm) is the source of this 3702-nucleotide messenger RNA. RefSeq lists its product as uncharacterized. Gene Ontology annotation, biological process: intracellular signal transduction; cAMP biosynthetic process; adenylate cyclase-activating G protein-coupled receptor signaling pathway. Gene Ontology annotation, cellular component: plasma membrane. The transcript is spliced from 30 exons. The record is from RefSeq and is a predicted model, not a curated record. NCBI's taxonomy places the organism in Eukaryota, Metazoa, Nematoda, Chromadorea, Rhabditida, Ancylostomatidae. Gene Ontology annotation, molecular function: adenylate cyclase activity. The coding region runs from base 1 to 3702 and encodes 1233 amino acids.